GAAAGCAGAUGGAGUAGAGAGACUAAUGACUUGGGAUAAAACCUAGGAUUUCACUACUGCCUGCUAAUGUUUGGUGCCAAAAUGGGUGAGGAAGCUCAGAAAUGGUUUAGGAAGUCCCUGGUAUCCUGCUGUCAGAGUUCCAAAGUAAGCAGCACUUUGACCCUCACUUAAUGCUUCCUGGCCAACAUAACCACAGUGUUGCAUGGCACACAUGGGCAAACCCCAUUAAUUUUAAUUUUCCUGCACUAAGAAAACCAAGGGGAGAUCAUCCUAGCUUAUUGCCUCAAAGGAAAAGGCCUUUUUCAUGGGGUUGAGGAGAGAGGCUUAAUAAAGCAACAAAACACCUGUAUGAAGGUAGUGUAGUAGUAAAACUGCAUUUUCAAACUUAAUGCUAGGGAAAAUGCAGGCAUAACCAUCCGUAUUAUAGUCCAGACGGAAAUUAUUGCACCAAAGAAGGCCACCUAACAUGCUUUUGUGUCAACUCCUUUUCCCAGAUCCAACUAAAAAGUAGUAGUGUCUAUCCUUAAUGCUGGAACAGCCAACUUCAGUAGCCAGAGCUUCCUCUGUUGCCAUAGGGUUGGUCCAGGGACCUUUUAGGUGCCAGUGUGGGAACGGGAUGAAAGCUCUAAGGGUACGAAUGUUUUCGGUAGGGCUGAAGCAAGCAGAGCUGACGGGCAGGUGCCCGCUUCCCAGGUCGGGCCCGAGCAAAACUGCCCCUUGGUGGCAGCUGGACCGAAUACUGGUGGAAAAAUCCCGCUUCUCUCAAAAUCGCGGAGGAGGGAGGGCUCCCCUUCCCCUGAAAACGCCCGAGGAGGUCCCGCCGGAGGCAGGUGGCGGCCCCAUCCCGUCAGGGAGGCGAGGGGCCGGGCCGGGCGGGGCGAGGCGGGGCCGGCAGCGCGGCGCUGUGGCGGCCGCGGCCCGCGGGGCCAUGGCGGCGGGGCUGGAGGAGGCCUUCGGGGCGGCGGGGGAGUUCGGCGGCGGGCAGCGGCGCCUCACCGCCUUCCUCGUGCUGCUGCAGGUAUACGUGGCUUGUCAGUCAAUGCUUAUCGUGCUGGUGGGAGCCAUGCCUGAGUAUCGUAUAGACCAGGAAGGAAUUCCAGCGAGCAAAGCUGAGCUUGCCAAGCAUAUCCAUUUCACGAGCAACUUCACAUCUAUCGUAACCGAGUGGUAUCUAAUUGAACAAGAAGCCUACAAAGUGAGCCUUGCAUCAUCCCUAUUUUUUGCUGGAUUGCUUAUUGGAAACAUCACGUUUGGCCCUUUGUCAGAUAAACUGGGCAGGAAACCAGUGUAUAUUUCAGGUCUAUUUUUUGAUGUCCUUUUUGGGUAUGUUACAGCAUUAGCUCCAAAUUAUGGCGUAUUUGCAGUUUCACGUUUCUUUGUUGGAAUUGUGAAUGGUGGAAUGGCUCUUGUGUCUUUUGUCCUAACACAGGAAUAUGUAGGAAAAUCAUUUUGGUCAUUUACAGGUUCGUUAACUAAUUUGACAUUUGCAGUUGGCAUUGCUGUUUAUGCUUUACUGGGUUACUGUGUAAGAGAGUGGCGUCACCUGGCAUUGGUAUCAAAUACUCCAGGAGUCAUCUUCCUUCUUCUUUCGUUUAUGCUGCCAGAAUCCCCACGAUGGCUGUAUUCCCAAGGGAAAACUGCAGAAGCUGAAGAUGUGAUGCAAUAUAUUGCCCUUGGUAAUGGAAAAGAAAGAUUAAAUCUAAAAUUAAAACCAAGUGCAGGAACUUCACGAAAGGAUGAAUCGCCACCUGGUAUACUAAACUUAGUAAAACACCCAGUCCUUCGGUGGCGAACCAUCGUUCUUAUGUACAUCUGGUAUGUCUGCAGUUUGGUGUACUAUGGGCUAACUUUAAAUGCUGGUGAAUUAGGAGGAAAUCUUUAUUUAAAUGUGGCUCUUUAUGGCCUUGUGGAAGUUCCAGCUUUUCCACUCUGCAUGUUCUUUAUUGAGAAGCCUUGGUCUGGAAGACGUAAAACUAUGAUGUGCUUUCUGAUAUUUGCAGGAUUUGCCUGUAUGUUUACCAUGUUUUUACCAAAAAACUCUGGUUUGCUCCUCAGUCCCACUUUGUUAGCUUUGUGUGGAAAAAUGAUGGUCAGCGCUGCUUUCAACAUUGUCUAUAUUUAUACAUCUGAACUCUACCCAACAGUAUUGAGAAAUGCUGGCUUGGGUGUCUGUUCCAUGUCUUGCAGAUUUGGAGGCAUUCUGGCUCCAUUUGUGCCAUCUAUGAAAUCUCUCAGCCCUUCUGUACCAUUGGUGGUGUUCGGAAUCAGUGGGCUGUCAGCAGGAUUCCUCACUCUCCUUCUACCAGAAACACUGAAUAAGCCAAUUGCAGAGAGCAUUGAAGAUCUUCAGAGUCCCAAAUACAGAGUGCUUAUAAAUGAAAAGGCAAACCAGCUGGAAGAAAGCACUUCAGUUUCAGAAGGUCUCCCUGUGCUGAAAAAAUGAGGCCGCCACUGAGAAGGUGCUGUAACAGCUGAAGGGCAGAGUCUUGCUGUAUAUAUCGGAGUGGAAAAGUUGGAGGACUCGUGUAUAAUGCUGUUAAUAGCAUGCUGAACAGUUUUAUGUGAAGGCAAGGUGAGAAGAUGGAAAAAGUUGAUCAAAGCUUGUGAGGAAAGAAGUGACAAAUCAGUGCUUUAACAUAAUGACUUAACAAAACCAUACUUUGGAUGUUUGGACUUCUCUAUGGCUUCAUAAAUGAAUAAUUAAAUUAAUUUAUGUUACAAAAUAUAACUGCUAGCUUCAGAUAAUAAAAUGUUGCAACUGAAGUGAUGUGUACGAUGUAAAAUUUAGAUGGCCUUACAUAUUCACACAAGCUGUAACGGUCAAAAGUAACAGCAAUCUUGUGUAUGCUAAUUUUCUCUACCGGGUUUUUGCCUGUAAAUCACAGUAUACCUCAUUGUGAAGAGACCAAAGAUUUUCAUGUAGUUGGUCUUUGUAUGCCUAACAUAGGAAGCCUGAAUAGGAGAUCUGAAAGGAGAAUAAAUGGGUUUCAUUGUGGGAAGAAAUAUUUUUUUGAUACAGUUGAACAUGAAAAGGCAUGUAAAGUUAAAAUAACGCUAUAUUGGGAAAAAUGAUGUCAAGCCUUUAAGAUGGGGAGAAGGUGCACUUAAAGGACGGGAUGAGUAACCUUUUAGUCAAAAGGUUAUUAGCUCUAGCUGUACAUGUGGAACUGGAAAUUAAUGAAUGUGUCAUAUAUUGUAUAAUAUAUGUAAUAAUAUAUAAUCCCAAAUUAUAUGAAUUUCCUAUGUGACAUUCUUUCAAGGGGGAGGAUAGUUUGCUUGUCAUUCAAUAUAUUUAUGUUGGAAUAGGUAUAUCAUAAAGGUUACAGUUACGACAGCCAAUGCAAUUUUGUUAUUUAAAAAAAAAGUUUACUGUCGGUAUUACAGAGUGCUGCUGUCACAAGGACGUUUACCAAGGCAUUUUGAAGAAUACUUUUAUCAUUUUGGUUUUGGUCUAUUAUUUAAUGAAUCUGUAAGGAAAACGUUACUAAAAAGCUUGUGUGUUUUGAGCAAGUUUCACAGUUAAAUAAUAGUUCUGCAAAUAAGUGCACCCAUACAAGUAUGGGUGCAUUUUACGUAUGUAUGAAUAUAAAUGUACAUGCGGAUUGCUCUGCCUGGAUGCCUCGCUGUACUGCAUGUAGGUUAUCUGUGUGUGCUUUACAAACAGCCAGAUUAGGUCCCCACGAGGUGAAAAUCAACUGGCAAUCAGAACACCUAGAUAAUGUUGACAUAAGGGUGGAUUGCGUGUGCAUUUAUUUAUUUUCUGGGGCUGCAGCUUGAUGGCAAACAGCCUGUAGAAUAUGCUGCAAACUUUUAUCAUUUAUUUACUCAUCAUUUUUGUCAUGUUUCACUCUGAGGAACUGAGUUGAUUUUUUUCUUGAAUAAAAUUAAUGCUUUCUGUUGCAUUAACAUUUAUAAUUAUAGUGACUAAUUAUACCUCUUCUAAAGAUAAUUGGGUCAGCAGGGAUAUGGUAAAAAACAUCAUCUUUGGUUACUGUUCAAUUAUUUUAUUAUAACUAACAAAAUUUAAUAUGGAAUAGAACAAUAUACAGUUGUAUUCCCAAAGCAGAGAGAAGACUCUGGAGCAGAAGGAUUGUGAAGGAUUAUGUGGUGAGAAUCUGUUUCUUCCACAUUAAAUAAAUCAGCCCAUACCAGA
This is a messenger RNA of Anas platyrhynchos (mallard), 4153 nucleotides long. Its product is annotated as solute carrier family 22 member 15-like. Gene Ontology annotation, molecular function: transmembrane transporter activity. Gene Ontology annotation, cellular component: membrane. NCBI's taxonomy places the organism in Eukaryota, Metazoa, Chordata, Aves, Anseriformes, Anatidae. The record is from RefSeq and is a predicted model, not a curated record. Gene Ontology annotation, biological process: transmembrane transport.